This is a messenger RNA of Aethina tumida (small hive beetle), 673 nucleotides long. RefSeq names its product 39S ribosomal protein L18, mitochondrial (gene mRpL18). The coding region runs from base 91 to 630 and encodes 179 amino acids. NCBI's taxonomy places the organism in Eukaryota, Metazoa, Arthropoda, Insecta, Coleoptera, Nitidulidae. The record is from RefSeq and is a predicted model, not a curated record. Gene Ontology annotation, cellular component: ribosome; mitochondrion. Gene Ontology annotation, molecular function: structural constituent of ribosome; 5S rRNA binding. The transcript is spliced from 3 exons. Gene Ontology annotation, biological process: translation.
GUGUUUCCAUUUCACAUCUCAUAACCAAAGAUUUCCUCUCAUAACCAACGAUUUUGUUAAUAAAAAAUAUAAGUACAGUAGUUUUAAAAAAUGUUUACUUUAAGAAAUGCUACAAAAGUAUUAACAAAUUGCCGCAAUGCAAGUACAAAUGUGGCCAAGAACGGUGACAUUUCUCCCACGUUCACAAACAGAAACCCAAGGAACUUAGAAAAACUCCGUAUCGGUUACAAGCCGGAUGGUUAUCAUGUAGACGCCCCGGGAAAACGUUUUUGGCACAAAUUGCACUUGACUAAAACUGGGAAGUACGUUUCAGCUCACGUAGAACAUUUCGAAAACGGCCCAGUUGUUAAAGCGAGCACUUCGGAAUGGGCACUCAAAAAACAACUCUACCGAUAUAACGACACCUCAGCAUUCAUCAAUUUAGGAAGGGUUCUUGGUGAACGUUGUUUGCAAAACGGUCUGACCGAAAUCAGCUGCAACAUCAAGCCCGCAAACGAAGAUGGAAAGGUCGCACUGUUCCUGAAAGCUGUGCAAGAAUCAGGUGUUAAAUUAGAGGAGCCGCCACAGUUUAAACCCGCACGACCUUGGGAUCAAUUACGACUUGAAAAGCCGUGGGAAGUUGUUGAAUAAUUUAUUUGUUGUUAGAUAUAAUAAAAUUUUAUCGGUUAAUAAA